Equus caballus (horse) is the source of this 5682-nucleotide messenger RNA. It is a transcript of the gene VILL, whose product is annotated as villin like. Gene Ontology annotation, molecular function: actin filament binding; phosphatidylinositol-4,5-bisphosphate binding. Gene Ontology annotation, cellular component: actin cytoskeleton; cytoplasm. Lineage: Eukaryota; Metazoa; Chordata; Mammalia; Perissodactyla; Equidae. Gene Ontology annotation, biological process: cytoskeleton organization; actin filament severing; actin polymerization or depolymerization. The record is from RefSeq and is a predicted model, not a curated record.
GAGCAGGGCUGCAGGAUCCCAAGAGCCACAGACCUUGACCCCAGGGGAAGCUGGAAAACCAUUCUGCCCAAUAUUAGGCCCUCUGGCUUCAUCUCCCCAGACAGAGCAGCCUGGCUCACCCUCCUCUCACAAGGAUUCCAGCCCUACCAACAGAUUUCCUAAUGCAGUCCCCACCUCAUCCCAUAAGAGGCACAGGCAUUGUGUGUGCUGUGUAUAGAGCCUAAACCCUUAACGUUUGGGCCCACUGGCUGAGAUGCUGUGAAGCAUGGCACAGAAUCAGAGAGAGGGUAAGGAUAUACGGACAAGUCAGUUUCUCACAGUGGGACAUCCUACUGACAUUGCCCUCAGCCCAGCCCCUCUGUACAUGAAGGUACGAGGGGCAGCAAGUCCCCCUCUGCUAGGGACUCCGGGCAGAGCUUUGGGCAUGGCCUCACCACACUCAGGACUCCUUCUUCAUAGUGAUACCUAAUUCAAAUAACAAAAUCAGUGUCAUCAAUCUCAUCAGAUAGGUUUAUCCCCAUUUUGUGGAUGAGACAACUGAGGCCAGUGAGACAAUGGUUUGCAGUCUCUGUUCUAUCACAGGGAUACAGCGUCCUACUAGGCAUAUAUAUUCAUCCCAAACAACACAAGACACAGUGUGUGUCAGCCCAGAAAACCUACUAUUUACCUAGAGACAAAACCCAAAAUCUCUACAGCUAGUCUGUGCCAGGUACCUCUCAGUGAAGAAGGUGGCCAACCAGAGAGGUGACCCCAGCUUCCUCCCCUGGUUCUGGACUCCUAGGCUGUGUCCCUCUCUGUACCUCCCUCUCUCCUUCCCUCUGCUCCCUAACCCUCUCUUUCCCUCCUGUCACCUCUGGCAUUGCCUGCAGACCCCCAACUGCUUCACAUCUUUGCAUACAAGCAAAUAGACGGUUGAGAAUUGUGGCUGCCCCUGAAGCUGAGGUGUCCCAGUGAGUGUCCAUAGAUUCUCUGAAUAGGUGGGAAGGAAACACAGGUCAUCAAGAGAUCACUUAUUUGAGACUUGGGCAUACUGAGAUUUCACCUCCUGAUGUUUUCUUGUGUGAGCAGUAUCAUCUCUCUGUAAUCCAAGACCAAGGAAUGAUCAGAAAGCUGGGGAGGGUAGGCAAGGAGUGGCUGGGAAAAGCCAGCUUGAGAAGACAGUCUGUUGAGCUUAUGGAUAAGGGGUGCACUGGGCUUGGCAGUCCUCCGAGUAACCUGGGAUGCUUACGUGGCAGAUCUCCUGUGCCAGGGCUGCCCGUGGAUUAGCGGGCUGCUCAAGGCCUGGAGCUAUCAACUGGCAUGGCCAUCAGCCCAGUCUCCGGGGAGAACACACUGAACCCUCAGGAGGAGGAUAUGUGAGCUCCAGAGUUUUCCACGUCAAGCCUCCAUAACAGCUCCAUCUCCCAGCUCAGUGAUUCUCAGUUCUGAGUGGCCAAUAGGAUCACCUGAGGGCUCUUAAAAAUACAGAUCCCUCAAGUCCACCCCAGACCAUUUAAACCGAAAUCUCUGAGGGUGGGCAUCAGAUUUGUAAGUGCCCCAGAUGACUCAAAGGUACAGCCAGGGCUGAGAACCCCUGAUCUGAUGGGCUAUAGAAGAAAAGAAACAACACUGUUCUAAGCCCGACACCUAGGUAUGGCAGAGGAGUUAUGGGCAGGGCUUAGGGGACAUGACAUGUAUUGCUUUAUCUCAAAGAUGGGUCAUAUGUGUUCAUUGCUAAAAAUUCAAGAAUCCUAGAAAAGUACAGAGAAAACCUCACAUGGGCACUGGGAACCUUUCCCAAGGCAGGGCUGAGGAGAGGUUCCUGAUAGAGCCCCACCUGGGUGGCAGCUCCCUGCUUUUACACUGAGGUGGGGAGCAGAGAGAAUACCCUCAUUUCACAAUGGUGCAUGGGGUCACACUACCCACCAGGAAAGGAACCUAGGCUUGCCAAACCCCCUCCACGUCCGUCGUCGUCGGCCCUGUCUCUGUGCCCCAUCCCUGCCGCACCGCAGUGAACUGAGUAACAAACAGCUGACUGGCCCUGCGGUGGGGGCGAGAUUAUCCUGCCCAAGCUGUGUCUGGAUGGGGUGGGUGUGCGUCUGGGCAGGGCCACACAUCCCCACCUGCGGACACGCAAGGCAGUGACAUCUCACUUGCAGGGACCUAGGGCUCUUCUUUGAUCCGUUCUCAGACUCGGGCACUCCACACGGCCCAUCAGAGUGGUGGCCCCGCGGGCAAAGCGACAGGCUCCACCUUCUGGGGCCCUGGCGGUUCCCAUGGCACCCUCGGAGGAGUCGCUCUCGGGCCAUGAGUGCCCUGGUGACUGUGUCUGCAGCCAGAUGUAGGGGACCCAUGUGGGUCCAAGGCUGCUCUCCUCAGGGGCAUGGGCUGGGGCGUUUCCAGACUGUGGGAUCCAGGACCAGACAGUCCCGCCCCCGCACCACGCCCUGUCCACGCUCCAGAGGGGCACACACACCCCCACCCCCCAACCAGAUCUCCACCAGGGGCGACGUUCUGCGCUGAGGAAGGACUCAGCUGAGACCUGGGCCACAGACGUGGAAUGAGCGCUGAGGGAACCUGGGGGCGGGGCCUGGAGGGCGGGGCUGGCUUCCAGCGCAUGCCCCGCCCUCCCCGGGCCACACCGGCGCCUUUGUCAAUAUUGACGUGGGGCGGGCUGGGCGUUCGGAGAUAAGCCAGGAAGGAACAAAGCAGCGUCCGAGAGCCCAGAACCUGCCAGGCGAGGGUGAGGGUGGGCCACGGGGACUCCGCAGAGGGAAGAGCCUGAGGACUAGAACUUGGAAAUAAAAUAGAAGAGACGGGACCAAAGGCCUGAGCUCUGUGCCCGCUGACCUUUAAAGGCCCCCAAGGAGACAACGGAGCAGCCAGAUGGACAUCAACAAGGGCCUCCCAGCCAUCCAGAGCCAUAAAGACCUCCACGUAUGGAUCAUUGAGAACCUGAAGAUGGUGCCAGUACCGGAGAGGGCUUAUGGGAACUUCUUUGAGGAACACUGCUACAUCGUCCUCCACGUCCCCCAGAGCCUGAAGGCCACACAGCGGGUGUCCAACGACCUGCAUUACUGGGUCGGGAAGCAGGCAGGUGCGGACGCGCAAGGUGCGGCGGAGACCUUUGUGCAGCAUCUACAGGAGGCGCUGCAUGACGCCCCCGUGCAGCACCGGGAGGCGCAGGAGCACGAGUCUGACUGUUUCCGCAGCUACUUCCGCCCUGGAAUCAUCUACAGGAAGGGAGGCCUAGCCUGUGGCCUCAAGCACGUGGAGACCGACAUGUACAACAUCCAGCGACUGCUGCACAUCCAAGGGAGGAAGCACGUGUCAGCCACCGAGGUGGAGCUCUCCUGGAACAGCUUUAACGAGGGUGACAUCUUCCUGCUGGACCUGGGGAAGGUGAUGAUCCAGUGGAACGGGCCCAAGACCAGCAUUGCUGAGAAGGCGCGGGGCCUGGCCUUGACCUGCAGCCUCCAGGACAGGGAGCGUGGUGGUCGUGCACAGAUCGGUGUGGUGGAUGAUGAGGUCGAAGCCACUGACCUCAUGCAGAUCAUGGAAGCUGUGCUGGGCUGCAGAGUGGGCAACCUGCACACAGCCAUGCCCGACAAGAGUAUUAACCAGCUGCAGAAGGCCAAUGUCCGCCUCUACCAUGUCUACGAGAAGGGCAAGGACCUGGUGGUCCAGGAGUUGGCGACCUCCCCACUGACCCAAGACCUACUGCAGGAGGAGGACUGCUACAUCCUGGACCAGGGUGGUUUCAAGAUCUACGUGUGGCAGGGACGCACAUCCAGCCUCCAGGAGAAAAAGGCUGCCUUCACUCGGGCUCUGGGCUUCAUCCAGGCCAAGGGCUACCCGGCCCACACCAACGUGGAGGUGGUGAACGACGGCGCCGAGUCGGCCGCCUUCAAGCAGCUCUUCCGGACGUGGUCUAACGAACAACGCAGGAACAACCCCGGAGGGAUGGGUAAAGGGAUUCAGGUAAAGCCGGACGUGGGCAAACUGCGCAGCCAGCCUGAGCUAGCGGCUCAGCUCAGAAUGGUGGAUGACGGCUCCGGGAAGGUGGAGAUGUGGUGCAUCCAGGACUCGUGCAGGCAGCCCAUGGAUCCCAAGCAUCAUGGACAGCUGUGUGCAGACAGCUGCUACCUUGUACUCUACGCAUACCAGAACAUGGGCCGUGUCCAGUACAUGCUGUACCUAUGGCAGGGCCCCCAGGCCAGCGCACAUGAGAUAAAGGCCCUGAACUGCAACGCUGAGGAGCUGGACCUCAUGUACCACGGAGCCCUGGUGCAGGAGCACGUGACCAUGGGCAGUGAGCCCCCCCACUUCCUUGCCAUCCUCAAGGGCCAGCUGGUGGUCUUCCAGGGGGACACAGGGCACAAUGAGAAGGGGCAGCCGGCAUCCACCACGAGGCUCUUCCAGGUGCAAGGCACCGACAGCUACAACACCAGGACCAUGGAGGUGCCAGCCCGUGCCUCAGCCCUCAACUCCAGCGACAUCUUCUUGCUGGUCACACCUGACAUCUGCUACCUCUGGUUUGGGAAGGGCUGUAGCGGUGACCAGCGUGAGAUGGCACGGAUGGUGGUCACUGUCAUCUCCAGGAAGAAUGAGGAAACGGUGCUAGAGGGUCAGGAGCCUCCCCACUUCUGGGAGGCCCUGGGAGGCCGGGCUCCCUACCCCAGCAACAAGAGGCUCCCUGAGGACGUCUCCAGCUUCCAGCCGCGACUAUUUGAGUGCUCCAGCCAGACGGGCCACCUGGUCCUCAUGGAAGUGAUGUUCUUUAGCCAAGAGGACCUGGACAAGUAUGACAUCAUGUUGCUUGACACCUGGCAGGAGAUCUUCCUGUGGCUUGGGCAAGCUGCAAGCGAGUGGAAGAAGGAGGCAGUGGCCUGGGGCAGGGAGUACCUGAAGACCCAUCCGGCGGGGAGGAGCCCGGCCACGCCCAUCGUGCUGGUCAAGCAGGGCCACGAGCCUCCCACCUUCACUGGAUGGUUCCUUUCCUGGGACCCCUACAAGUGGACCAACAACCAGUCUUAUGAGGAGGUGGUGGAGGGCAGCCUGGGAGCAACAUCUGCCGUCUCUGAGAUAACAGCUGAAGUCAAAAACUUCCAGCUGUCCAGAUGGCCAAGCCAUGGCAGGGCAAGCCCCUUGGCCCUACAAGCCCUCAAGGGCUCCCAGGACAGCUCAAAGAGUGAGCUGGAGCUAGGCCCCAAGGCAGGCAGCAGCAACAGCAGCAGCACCAGCACCAGGACCACUGCCAGCACCAGCACUAGGACCAGCGCCAGCUCCAGCACCAGCACUACAACCAGCUCCAGCACCAGCACCUACCACAGCAGCCCCAGAUCCAUGGUCAGUGGGAACCUGCCUCGCGAACAGCUGAUGCACCAGGCCGCCGAGGACCUGCCAGAUGGCGUGGACCCAGCCCACAAAGAGUUCUAUCUCUCAGACUCCGACUUCCAAGAUAUCUUUGGGAAAUCCAAGGAAGAAUUCUACAGCAUGGCCAAGUGGAAGCAGCAGCAGGAGAAAAAGCAGCUUGGUUUCUUCUGAACCCAGGCCCUGCCUGUGCCCCCUACAGGGCCAAGGCCCCCCAGGAGACCUCCCACACACAUACCUGAGCCCCUGGGGAGACCAUGUUGGCACUCCCUGCUCAGAGACUCCUGGGUCACCCCCCUACUUGUCAAUAAAAGCUUAUGGCCCUCACAA